Messenger RNA from Striga asiatica, 3852 nucleotides. Lineage: Eukaryota; Viridiplantae; Streptophyta; Magnoliopsida; Lamiales; Orobanchaceae. The record is from the annotation of a GenBank genome assembly.
CCAAAAUGUUUUCCUUUUUUCCUUUUACACACUAAUAAAUGAUGACCAAUGUAACGCCUUUCUUGAUAGUAAUAGGUGUUUUACAAACAAAUAUAUACGUUUUUUUAUUUCUUUUUUUUCAGGCUUGCACUUUGGGGCUCCCAGUUUUGCUCACACAUCGCUUUCGUUGUCUUCAAUGCAUUUACAGCGCAGAUUUUGAAGACCCAUUUCGUUUCAUUUCUUUAAUGACGCGAUGAUGCUCUGUUUCGGCUAUGGCCCUUGUUGAAAAAGUUGGAAUUUGGCUAUUUAUGGUAUGGAAUUGUAUAUCGUUUCUCUGUUUAAGCUUCUGUUUCAUGUAAUUCUGUGUACAUGGGAAAACAGCAGAAGUUAAGAUGGUAAAAAAGAUGGAGACUUUCGUCAUAAAUCUCAAGAAAGUGUAAGAUUAUGGUGUGUGGAGAAGGCUCUCAUUGUGUUUUCUGUCACAAGUUUGCAUCUUUUUAGGGCAUUUGGGCUCUUUUUGCCUUUCUCCUUUAUGGGGGGAUUCUCUUUUUCGAUUAGAGUCGUUUUCUCUUGACUGAUGUUUUUAACCUUUAACCUUUAUAACCUUGUACAUAAAUUGUUAGUGUCCAAUUUGUGUAGUUUUUGUGUAUAGUGGCUAGGAUGGGACCGUUUAGGCUCUAUUUGGUUUGUAUUUGUAUCAUCUCGGCCUUGGGGCAGCUUCACUCACAAGAUAUUAUGGCUUUGCUUGAAUUCAAGAAAGCAAUCGAGCACGACCCGAAUGAUUUCGUGCUCGGUUCUUGGAAUGACGAGUCCAUCGAUUUUAACGGUUGCCCCUCGUCUUGGAACGGUAUCAUAUGCAAUGGGGAAAAUGUUGCAGCUAUUGUUCUUGAUGAUUUGGGAUUAUUUGCCACCGUUGAUUUGAACAUGUUUGCAAAUCUAACCAAGCUUGCAAAACUCUCGAUUUCCAACAAUUCAAUUUCCGGGAGGUUACCCGACAAUCUAGGCGAAUUCAAGAGCCUCGAGUAUUUGGAUAUUUCGAACAACUUGUUUUCGUCACAACUUACUCAAAACAUGGGCAAAUUGGUCCACUUAAAGAAUCUUUCACUGGCCGGAAAUAAUUUUUCCGGUCAAAUCCCGGAUACAAUUUCAGGGCUUGCCUCUAUACGUUCAUUGGACAUGAGCCGUAAUUCUCUUUCUGGGCCGUUACCAUUGUCCUUGACGAAAUUGAGAGGAUUAGUGUAUCUUAAUCUCUCGAUGAACGCUUUUAACCAAAGCAUACCGAGAGGUUUUGAGCUCCUGCCGAAACUCGACGUUCUUGAUUUGCACGGCAAUGAACUCGAUGGCGAGUUUGAUCCGCAAUUUUUGCUGCUCACUACAGCUAGUUAUGUCGAUCUUAGUGGGAAUUUGCUUGUGAGUUCGUCUAGAGAGAAGCGGGAAAGUUUUCUGGUGGGUAUUUCGCCUUCGGUUAAUUAUUUAAAUCUCAGCCAUUGCGAGUUAACUGGAUCGAUUAUGGGUGGUGGUGGUGAGGCUGAGGCUUUUGGGAGCUUAAAAGUUCUUGAUUUGAGCUACAAUCAGCUCUUUGGCGAGUUGCCCGGUUUUAGUUUUGUUUAUGAUCUUCAAGUUCUGAGGCUUUGUAACAACAGAUUUUCGGGUUACGUUCCUAAUAACCUUCUGAAAGGAGGUUCUUUGGUUCUGACCGAGUUGGACUUAAGUGGCAAUAAUCUUUCAGGUCCCAUAACUACAAUUACAUCAACAACUUUGCACACACUUAAUCUCUCCUCAAACGUGCUUUCUGGCGAACUUCCAGCAUUGACGGGAGGUUGUGCAGUGAUUGACCUCUCGAGUAACCAAUUCGAAGGAAAUUUAACUCGUCUGCUAAAAUGGGGGAAUGUGCAAAUUCUUGAUUUAAGCCGAAACCGGUUAACAGGUCCAAUUCCCGAAGAAACUGCUCAGUUUUUGCGCUUAAAUUAUCUCAACUUAUCUGGAAAUUCACUGAUCGGUCCUCUUCCUGAAGUGAUGAUGACAUCAUUUCCAAAACUCUCGGUUCUCGAUCUCAGUUUCAACCGAUUGGAUGGACCUCUUUUGACCAAUCUCUUCACACGGUCAACUCUUGAAGAGCUUCACCUACAGAGCAACCGAUUUUCGGGAAGUGUCAAUUUUUCACCUUCCUCUGCUGGAGAUUUUUUAAAUCUUCGAGUUCUUGAUCUUUCUGACAAUCGCCUCAACGGCUCUUUGCCUUAUUCGAUUUGUAACAUGACUGCCUUGAAUUCGUUAUACAUUUCUCGAAAUAAUUUCACAGGCCCGAUUCCUAACAACUUAUCCGACACUCUCGAAAGCUUUAACGUCUCGUUUAACGAUCUUUCCGGUUUUGUCCCGGUAAAUUUGAGAAAAUUUCCUCUAUCUUCUUUCUAUCCAGGUAAUUCUCAGCUUCAGUUCCCUAAUCCUCCACCUGGCGGCUCGAAUAAUGCUCCAUCUCGAAAUGCAAGAAAAAAACACACAAGAACUAUCAUCAUCAUAAUCUUAACUACAGUUGCUUGUGUGCUACUUGCACUGAUCAUUUUGAUCUUUCUUGCCGUUUUCAUUCACCGAAAGCACAACAAACCACAAAAGCAGCCUUUGCCACUCGUAAUAACCAGCAAAGACCCGAACCCUCAACAAACCUCAACAAAUAAAUCUGAAGAGAAUCUCACGACAUCACAAAAGGGAUCGAAAAGGGAAAUAAUCAGUCCCGAUGAGAAAACAGCAGCUUUAACAGGCUUUUCCCCUUCAAAGACCAGUUUAUCAUGGUCACCCGAGUCAGCAGAUUCGAACACUACAGAAAAUAUCUCGAAAUUUGAUGUGGGGUCUCCUGAUCAGAUGGCUGGCGAGCUGAACUUUCUAGAUGAUACGCUUUCUUUCACGGCAGAAGAACUUUCGCGGGCCCCAGCUGAGGUGCUCGGGAGGAGCAGCCACGGGACUUCUUAUAAGGCGACUUUAGGAGAUGGACUUGUGCUGACUGUGAAGUGGCUGAGAGAAGGGGUCGCGAAGCAAAGAAAGGAAUUUGCUAAAGAAGCUAAGAGAUUUGCGAAUAUUCGACAUCCGAAUGUGGUUGGGGUUAGAGGAUAUUAUUGGGGCCCCACGCAGCACGAGAAGCUUAUUCUUUCGGACUACAUAUCUCCCGGGAGUCUUGCGAGUUUUCUUUAUGACCGGCCAGGACGAAAGGGAAUCUUGAGCUGGGCCCAACGUCUCAAAGUCUCGGUUGACGUGGCCCGAGGCCUCAACUACCUCCACUUCGAUCGAGCCGUCCCGCAUGGCAACCUCAAGUCCACCAACAUCCUCCUCGACGGGCCCCACCUCGAUGCCCGCGUGUCCGACAGCUGUCUCCACCGCCUCAUGACCUCGUCCGGCACAGCCGAGCAGAUUCUCGAUGCUGGGCUCCUUGGUUAUCGGGCCCCCGAGCUGGCGGCGGCCCGAAGGCCCGCGCCUUCGUUCAAGGCUGACGUGUACGCGUUCGGAGUGGUUCUGCUCGAGAUUCUCACGGGCAGGUGCGCGGGUGAUCAUGUGGUUGUGUCGGGUGAGGAUGGUUGUGGUGUUGACCUGGCGGAUUGGGUUCGGUUGAGGGUGGCUGAGGGUCGUGGGUCGACCUGCUUUGAUGCCAGCCUGGCGGCUGAGGUGGCAGGUGGGUCUGCGGCUGAUAGGGGAAUGAAGGAAGUGCUGAGUGUGGCGCUGAGGUGUAUUCGGUCGGUGUCUGAGAGGCCCGGGAUCAAGACUGUGUACGAGGAUUUGUCGUCGAUUUAGAUAUUUUUAUUAUUAUUUUUUUUUUUGGGGUGUGUUGUUGAUGAGGGUGGUUUUGGAGUGGCUGGACAGGGGAAAAAAUGGCUUGGUUUUGGUUUG